This is a messenger RNA of Symbiodinium sp. CCMP2592, 442 nucleotides long. The record is from the annotation of a GenBank genome assembly. NCBI's taxonomy places the organism in Eukaryota, Dinophyceae, Suessiales, Symbiodiniaceae.
GCAGAACCUGCAUGCCGUACACGGUGAAUCGGAUGUCCACGUGGAGGUAUUGCGAAGGCAGCGGAUGCAACUCGACGAAAGGCAAGAGCGCCUUUUCGAUUUCUUGUAUGUGAAGGCAGAGCAGGAGAAGGAGAACCGCCGGCAGAUAGCUGAGUUCGAGGAGCUGCUUGCCGAGGAGCUCGCGAGAAGAAAGGCCCAGCAGGUCCGGAAGGAAGUGGUCCGGCAGCAGGUGUGCAACCAAUCGGAGGAGCUUCGAGCCCUCAAGGAGAAGCUGCAGGCUGCUCAGGUGAACAAGGUUCGGGCCCGCCAGCUGAUGGAGAAGCAGGAUCGAGAGCGCAGUGAGCAGGAGCAGCAGGGGGCCCACGAUGCCCUGGUGGAGGACACCGGAAACGAAUUUUUACUUCGCGUUUCUGCGCUUCUGGACUUUGCUUUGCGGCCCUGA